Messenger RNA from Fomitopsis serialis, 1612 nucleotides. RefSeq lists its product as uncharacterized. The record is from RefSeq and is a predicted model, not a curated record. NCBI's taxonomy places the organism in Eukaryota, Fungi, Basidiomycota, Agaricomycetes, Polyporales, Fomitopsidaceae. The coding region runs from base 189 to 1523 and encodes 444 amino acids. The transcript has 3 exons. Gene Ontology annotation, molecular function: protein binding.
CCCGAAUUCUUACUACUACUGUCACCUCGUACUGUAGCUGUAAUCGACCCGGGCCCUCAGCUUUCUGCAACGAGUCCGGCGAACAGAAAGCACGCAGAUACUGGACAUAUAACGCUUGCCCUCGAAGACAACGGCAGGCUGCAGGCUUGUUAUUAACUACAUCGUUCGAGGACAUCGAAAGUCUCGACAUGCCAGCCCCAGAGCUGCCAAUCGAAAUUCAAGAACAAGUGCUGGACCACCUACACGACGACCCUUCCGCACUGAAGACGUGUAGCCAGACUUGCUCCGCUUGGCUCCCGACAGCGCGUCUGCACUUCUUCAGAACAGUCAAGUUAAAGAAAGUACGACACUGUCUGCGCUUUCUCGCCGUGCUCGAGUCGACCUCAGAAGCAUCCGGCGGUGUGGGCGUAGGUGCCCUCGUACGGGAACUGCAUUUGCCGACGAUGGGUCUUCGGCAGAGGGGCAGACGGAAGGGGCAGCGCUACGACUUGCUAUGCCAGAUUCUGCGCCACAUCCCCAACACCGAUACUCUGGUUGUGCGUCAAUUUGAGUGGCAGAACUUCCUGGAUCUGGCCAGUCCGAAAGGCGCCGAUACCGACGUUGAUCUUCGCGGCGUCUUUACGUCCGUCUGUGCUUUCCCUCGGCUCAAGACGUUGGUCCUGCAGCGAACAUCGGUCCGUACUGUCAGGGAGGUAUUGCAACUCAUCUCUGCAUUUCCUUCCUUGACUACUCUGCGGAUCUCUGAAAUCAACGACCUGAUCCUCGACGACGUCCACCGGGAUACCACCCAGAGCACCGAUAUCCGCGUAUGCAUCCAGGAAUUGCGCUUCGAACGCUGGUUAGGCAAUCCCGUUCCAUUGCAAGACGCAAUGAAUGCAUUCUUAGAAGCCCCCUACGAGCUAGAGCUACGAAGGCUGCUGUGGAUACCUAGGCUCCGGCAGGCAGACUUCGGUGGGCAUGCGUUGAACGAGAUAUUUCACAGAUCUGCACGGACUCUGGAGAUGCUGGAACUCGAGGUUGACGAGGCUGCCCAACGCAUAGAUUGGCUGAUGAGCCAGGGCUUGUCUCACCACCGGUCCCUCAAGAUCCUUAUCCUGUCAUUCGACCUCAUGUACAGUCCCCGCACGAACCGCGGGUCGAUCAUCCCUUUGUUCAUCUCGAGCCUUGAUUCGAGCAGCCUGCGAGAAUUGAACCUACACUUCGAUGCGUUUGACGAAAGUGACUCUCAGUAUGCCGUUGACUGGGUGGAGUUGCCGAAGGCCUUGGUUUCGUUGCAUCGGAGGUGCCCCGCCGUGACGCUGACAUUGAGUUGGUGCAUCCCCACUCAUCGGCAAACCAAGUUACCAGACUUGGCUCCCAUCUACCGGAAAAAGUUACAGGACGCCCUGCAUGCAGGGAUGCGCAUCGCUGUCGUUUGCAAAGCGCUCGAUUAUGAAUCUUACUCUCGCUCCGGCGGAGGCUGGUUUGAAGCCGUUGUGGACAAUCGAUGGUGGCCAGCUCGCCCAGCACUCACCUGGUUGUGAGCCUGGUGCCCGAUGACACUCGUGCUCUGCCGCUCGCCACUUUCCCGUUUAUGCUUCCCGUCCUCGGUAUCUCUCCUUACCCGAAUCAU